UAUUUCAUAUACAUAUUUCACUAAUUCAUUUAUAGUCUUAAAUUAUUUAAAGCGUUAUUAAUUUAUCAUAUUGUUUUGUGAAGACUGCGAGUGGAAUAAAGACGGACAGAUAUUCCCCCGGCCUCUGACGUCCUCGUCACCCUGCGAACAUCGAUCGCAACGCCUCUAGUGGCUACUGAAGAAAUAAAAAGUGACACACAAAAUGAUCCAUCUCCACCUAUGAGUUUCCAGACCUGUAUAUAAGACCGUGAUCGUGAUGGUCAGUAAAGACGAUAACGAACGUCCUCGAGGAAGAUUAACGCGCCAGCCAUGGACGAGGGUCUGGAGGACGAUCUACUGGACGACGGGGACGGCAUCGGCGAGCUGACGGCGCAGACGGUCCUCCUGAAGAUCGAGAAUGCCUGGAUGAACGAGCGAUUCGCGCCGGAGAUCCUGCCGCACCAGUCCGACCUCGUGGAUUGCAUGCUGCAGCAGAUCGCGCACAUGGAGGGGAACGUGAAGAGGUUAGAGCGGGGCGACCUGCGGGCGCUGGUGCACCGGAUGGAGCUCGACCGCAUCCGAUACGUGAUCAGCAGCUACCUGCGCACGCGACUCGAGAAGAUCGAGCGUUACACCGUCCAUAUCCUGUCGGAGGAGGCGAAUCGCGGUCCGGACGAGGGGUACCUGACGCCGAACGAGCUGCGCUUCGCCAAGGAGUACCUCGCCAACCUGGAGACGCUCUUCAAGACGGUCGCGCUGCAGCAUAUGCCGCCCAACUUCCAGCGCUUCGAGGUCAACAAGUUCGCGAUCAAGCCCAACAUGCAGGCGCAUGUGUUCCUGCGUGCCAAUGACAGAGUUUCUGGGAUAGUCCUGCCUGGCACGCUCAACGAGGAGAUAGACUUCGAGGAGGGCUCACAGCACAUUAUCCAGUACAGCGCAGUCGCGCAUCUAGUUAAGUCCGGUAAGGUGCAGUUGAUAUGAUGGAUUUGUUUCCUUCUUGACUGAACUUUCCCUGCUCUACUAGCACCAGUUGCUAAGUGACUGCUUGAAAAUCAAUCUUAUUUUAUACAUUUUCUAAAUUAGUCUAGAAUAGUCAAAAUUAUUUGCUUAUAAGUAUUAUUUAAAUAUUAGAAUUAUUUUUAAAAAUCAUUUAUAACAUCUUGAUUGCUUCGAUCCAUGUCUAAAUAAAGAAUGCAUCAGAACGGUUCAGCUGAAAGGAAUAAAUUUGGUAUAUCACUGUUAGAUAAAAGGCACAUAAAAGGGAUAUAAAGAGGAAGAAAGGAGAUUGUGAUUCGCCUUUAUCUUCCUUGCCAAGAGGUAUACGUGUGUAUAUUUUUUAUUUUUAUAUAAUACAUUUCGAGAAUCGUUAAAAAC
This is a messenger RNA of Ooceraea biroi (clonal raider ant), 1353 nucleotides long. It is a transcript of the gene Sld5, whose product is annotated as DNA replication complex GINS protein SLD5. Lineage: Eukaryota; Metazoa; Arthropoda; Insecta; Hymenoptera; Formicidae. Gene Ontology annotation, cellular component: GINS complex. Gene Ontology annotation, biological process: DNA-templated DNA replication; double-strand break repair via break-induced replication. The record is from RefSeq and is a predicted model, not a curated record.